UUAAUCCGCUUGGCUCUAAAUGUGACGUAUUUCCUGGAGAAAGAGGUUUGUAGCUGUUUGUUAUCAUCCACAUCCAAUAGUGAACCGCUACAUUGUAAUAUGCACGAGGGGGAUCUGCUUCCACCCCUUUUCUACCUGUGAAUAUUUGCUUUACGCAUGUCGUUAAUUAUUAUCUUUUAAUUUCCAUUAUCGCAAAAGUUGAAACGGCUGAAAACAUGUUUUCCUUUCAAUCGGAAACGCGAAUGUUGAAGUUAAGAGGUAAAAAUCUCACCAUGAUGAUGGAAACUUACUGACGAGCAAGAACGGAGUAUAGUUGAAAUCGGAGAAUGGGCGCGUGUGGGUAAGAUUGUGAUUAAUUUGAUUAAAUGUAAAGUUAGGAAGUGAAACACCCCUUAAAAAAGAAAAAGAAAGAAGGAAAAGGGGGAGUCUCUCCACCCGGAGCGAGGAGGAGGCGAGGAUGAGGAGGAGGCAUGACGUCUCGGUCCUUGCUGGCAUCUGACUUUUUGAGGUAACUAGAGCUUUGUUGUUGUUUUAUUAAAUUUUUGUUUCAUCUGAAUAAAAAAACAACGAGUGUGAUUCGUUAAAAGUGGAGAGGGAAUUUGAGAUCAGAGCGGAGGGAAACAAUGGGAAUAUUCUCAGGAAGCGUUUCACGAUCUCUGCCAGCGCUUCCAGCAGCCUGCUCCCAAUCCUCCCAGUCAGGUGAAUCCUUUCUUCUCCCAUCAUUAAAAUCACGUGAAUUCUUUUGAAAUGAUUUUGGACAGAACUUAGUGGGACAACUACCAGUUCGGAUCGGAAGCGCCUCCUUUCUGAAGUUUGCCACUGUUCUACUUUGCUGCUGUAAGGUAGAGCAGCCAUCUCUGCCGGGGAAGCGGUGACUGACAGAAGAAUCGGCCGCCCCUGUGAAGAGUCCUCCUUUUAAUGGAUGCCCGGGUGGCCCUGCUGCUCACGUGGACAGGUCUUGUCCUGCUGACAGCUGAACUGAAGUGGACAGACACGUCAGAGAUCUACACCAACACUUGGGCUGUUCAGAUCAAUGGGGGCCCUCAGGAGGCUGACCGCAUCGCCAGAGAACACGGUUUCAUCAACCAAGGCAAUGUUUUUGGAGAUUAUUAUCACUUCAGGCACCAUGCUGUGGAGAGGAGGGCAUUGUCUGGCCACAAGGGGAUGCACAUCAAACUGCAAAAAGAUUCACAGGUCUUGUGGGCGGAACAGCAAGUGGUAAAGAAAAGAAAGAAGAGGGACGUCUUUGAAGACCCCACAGACCCAGACUUUCCCAAGCAGUGGUACCUGUCCAAUCCAACUCAUCAAGAUCUGAAUACCAAAGCGGCCUGGGCACUAGGCUACACAGGAAAAGGAGUAGUGGUGACCAUCUUGGACGAUGGCGUUGAAAAGGACCAUCCUGACCUCAUCAGCAAUUAUGACCCAGAGGCAAGCUAUGAUGUUAAUGAUGGAGAUGCUGACCCCCAACCGAGAUACACGCAGCGAAACGAGAACAGACACGGCACGCGGUGUGCAGGAGAGGUCGCCGCCGCCGCCAACAACGGCGUGUGUGGCGUCGGCGUGGCCUAUAACGCUAAAAUCGGAGGGGUGCGUAUGCUGGAUGGGGAGGUGACAGACGUGGUAGAGGCGCGUUCUCUCAGCCUGAACCCUCAACACAUCCACAUUUACAGUGCCAGCUGGGGCCCGGAGGAUGACGGCAAGUCGCUGGACGGCCCUGCCAAAAUGGCCAAAGAGGCCUUUCUGCAGGGAAUAACUAAGGGACGCAGCGGACUGGGCUCAAUCUUUGUCUGGGCUUCAGGCAACGGUGGCCGAGAACAGGACAGCUGCAACUGUGACGGCUACACCAACAGCAUUUACACCCUGUCCAUCAGCAGCACCACGGAGUCGGGCAACGUGCCGUGGUACAGCGAGCCCUGCUCCUCCACCCUCGCCACCACCUUCAGCUCUGGGAAUCCAGGGGAGAAGCAGAUAACAUUCACAGACCUGACGCUGAACCUUCCCGCUCAUUCCCUCCUCCUCAUCCUCCUCCUUCACUCUUCCUCUGUCUCAGAUCGCUGCAGGGUGACCACAGACCUGAGGCAGAAGUGCACUGAUUCUCACACGGGGACAUCCGCCUCUGCCCCACUGGCUGCUGGGAUCAUCGCUCUGGCUCUGGAGGCAAACAUGAAUCUAACCUGGAGAGAUAUGCAGCACCUGGUGGUGAGAACAUCCCUGCCUGGACACCUCAUCGCCGGAGACUGGAAGACAAACGGAGUGGGACGACGAGUGAGUCACUCGUACGGCUACGGUCUCCUGGACGCAGGUGCCAUGGUGGUUCUGGCUCAGAACUGGACCGCGUUGGGUCCCCAGCACCAGUGCGUUCACACCAUGCUCGCAGAAUCCAGAGACGUCGGAAACAAGCUGGUGUUCAGCAAGAGCGUAGAUGCCUGCUGGGGACGACCGGAGUAUGUCAGAUCUCUGGAGCACGUUCAGGCUCGCCUCACUCUUUCCCACAACCAGAGAGGAAAAUUGGCCAUUCAUCUCAUCAGCCCACUGGGCACACGUUCUACCCUGCUGUUCCCAAGACCCAACGAUUAUUCCUCAGAAGGGUUCAACGACUGGGCCUUCAUGUCCACCCACUCGUGGGACGAGGACCCUCAAGGAGAGUGGACGCUAGAGAUAGAAAACAUGGCACCUCACGAGCGAGACUACGGUGUGUUGAGUCAGUUCACGCUCAUCCUGUGGGGCACUGGACCCAAUGUCGUCAACCCCUCCUCACCUGACUUCCCUCGACCCUCCAACAACAGCUGCAAGACGUUCGACGCCCAGCAGAUUUGUAUCGAGUGCAGCCCCGGCUUCUCCCUCUUCCUCCAGGGUUGUGUGAAGUUGUGUCCCCCAGGUUUCACAUCCGGACCACAGCUCCUUAACCUGUCUCUAGAGAACUGGGUGGACCUGUCCUCCGUGCAGGCCUGCCUCCCCUGCAAUUCAGCGUGCCUCACCUGCUCCGGCACCGGAGCGACGGACUGCCUGUCCUGCCCGCCUCACAGCCAUCUGGUCCUCACCUCCUGUCUGCACCAGAACCAGGUCCAGCGUAAAUCCCCUCUUGCCCCGGGAUUCCAGGGUGAAAAGGUCGAGUCAGAGGCCACGGGCCAAGCUGCAGAUCACAGCAGCGGAGAACCCAAGGAGCCACCUGCGCUCCGUGUAGCUCCGCCCACUCAGCUGCCCGUCAUCAUAGCGGUUCUCAGCUGUGCCUUCAUCCUGGCUGCCUUUGCCGGGGUCUUCUUCUUGCUGCAGCUACGCUCAGGCGAGGCUUCAGUGGCCUGGAGGACCAAACUGCCCUCUGUGUUUGCAGAGACCAGAAGGACGCGGGCGGGUUUUGGUUUGGGCUUCCACAGGAGGCGGGAGAGGAAGACUCGGAUCUGCUAUAAGGGGAUCCCCACUGUGUGGGCGGACGAGGACACAAUGGUCUACGGGUCUGAAUCAGACAGCGAGGAUGUGGACCGUCACGGCGAGAGGACAGCUUUUAUCAAAACGCAGAGCUCGCUGUAGCUGAGUAAGCUGCAGCAGACGGGACUUUCCACUGGCCUUACUGUCCCAUCAGCUCCAUCCACAUCACCUGAUCUAUUUAUGUGUUAUUUAUCCGAUCAGUACUUUCAUAUGAGGUAUAUUUAUUAAUCCCUAAUCUCUGUCACCAACACAAGGUGUUAUGCAAGGAUAGUACUCAUCAUGAGUCAUUCUGAUGAUUUUGAACCAGUUUAAAACUUUGUGGCAAAAUCCAAAAAAACAACAAAAACAGUGCUGUGAGAAAGGAUUAUCCUCUUUUUUGCUUGUUUUCACUUAGUCGUGAUUGUGUGUUAUUUUUUGGCUGACCUGACACAUAUAAGGGAUCUGUGGCAUGCUAUUUUACACUUUCCAGAGCUACGGCAGGCCCGUAUAUAAUCAAAUACUACCAUUAAUACGGAAACCGCAUCAGAUCUGAAAUGUAAUUUUUUUUUUUUGGGUUUAUUAAACCCGGAAAUAAGAUACUUUGAUUUGACAAAAUCCCCCCCCCCCCGUGAGUUCCACUCAUUUCAUGACGUGACCCGUGAGCAGAGCAUCGUGAGCCACAAAGCAGAAGGUGAAGCUUUAGCAACAGGCACACCCCAUCAAACUUUGUAACCAUUCAGCUAGCGGUUAGCAUUUUGGUUGUACUCACCGCCUUGGCCUAUCCAUCAGGUUGUUUUAAUGUUGGAAUGGAGCCAAUUUGAAGAAGUAAUCCAUCUGAAAACCCACUCCGGUACUGGUGGUGGUUUAACAAGCAGUCUGGUUUUUGAGAGCUCCUGAGGAUGAAAUUCAACCAGUUCUGGUGAUUAAACUCUUCCUCGGGAAGACAGGACAGGGAUCCCAUACAGACAUAAAUCCUUUUUCAUGUUCUAGACAUUAUCAAAAGUGCAGACUAGAUUAGAAAUAAAUCACUUUUUCACAACUGUGGAGAUGAAAUCACUGCUUGCUGCUCUGAGAGAGUGAGCAUGAGUGUUUACAGUCCAGGGGAGGAGCGGGCAGGUUAGCUACGUCCUUUAUAGAGAGGGGCGGGACAAGGAGACACAAGCCUGUUCUAAUCAGCCGUUUGAAAUAGCUCAGCAGACCAGCAGCUGAGGGAGGAUUCAUGCAUGAAGCCCAAAAAAGGCUUUGGGGGUGUUUUUGAUGAGGAAAUAACAAUAAAAUAUGGUCAAAUGCUCCAAAAAGUGGAUUUUACACCUUUAAAUGUGAGCAAAAACAAAACCUAUAAGGAGGCAAAUCCUUUUUCACAGCACUCUAUGUUAGGGAUGUCCUGAUAUUGAUAUCAGAAGUAAUUCGACGUCGGCCUAAAAACACUAUUGGUUUAUAUCUGACUGCAUCAAAAAUCUCCCAUAUAAGCAGUCCAUUAAGGCUCGCAUUUUUGCAACCAGUGUUUAAAAAGAAUGAUCGUGUUUUUCAUACUGUUACUGGUUCUUGUUCUCCGAUUGAGUAAUAUCACUUGAUCAAGGCUUUCAUACAUUCCACACUACGAAAUAGGUAAAAGUAUAUAUGGUUUUUGCUGAUAUUGUAUUGGAUUGAUAUCGGUAUCGGUCAGUGCUGAAGGCUGCAAUAUCGGUAUCGUAACGGAAGUGAAAAAGUUGUAUCGGGACAUCCCUACUUAUGAUUCCCCUAACAUAGUUCCUUAAAAAAAAACUUUAAUCCUGUUGCAAUGAGAGUUUUUAUUUUUCAGCCUCGACAUAUUAGUAACCCCAGCCUGAGACGUAGGCUAGGGUCUGCGAGGAGUCGACUAAACUCCAGAAGAAACCUUUAAGCCGUCGGGCUCAUUACUUCAUCAAACAUGCCAUGGUGGUUCACCACGAACACAAACCCAGCUUUGAUAAGUUUGCCAUUACACAUUCAGCUUCAGCACACUGCAGAGCAGGGGUUACAAGGUUGCCUUGUUGAUUUUUUAAUAGUUGGAAAACUUUAAAUUGAAGAUUUCUGCAGCACAGUGGGAUGCCACAGUGAGGGAAAAAAACACCCCACAGGCUGUUUGAGCAGGAGAAGUGUGGAGGAUGUUCUGUUUUUGAGUCAUGCCUCGGUGGGAAGACGUUUGUGAUAAAUCACUCAGAGAAGCUCACUGACUUGUAGACUAACAGUGUUUUUAAUGGCAUUAUAAAAGCACUUAGCCCAGAGCUGCUUGGCCGACCUUUGGAAACAUUGUCCCAAUCGGCUGCUGGUAGGAAAUAUGAUCGUUUUCUGCUCAUUUUCUCCCCAACAGAGCAUCCUGCUUAUUGGUUUUAGGGCUUCUCUGCCAGAAUGUUUUCAUCAAGGUGGAGUUUCCUCCCGUUUUGUGUUCAGCAAAAAAAAAAAAACUGAUGCACCCAUUUCCUGUUUCUGUGUAGGCUCCCAGCUACACAGGCUAAAGCAAAGCCUUUAGAUCCAAAGGCCAAAGUGAUGAGAUCUUGUAUUUGCCUUUUCUAUGUUUGCUUUGUAGCUUUUUUCUAAUUUAACCGAUAACGACAAUAUUGUGGAGAUCAGUUUUAUAAUGGAACAAUAAAAACAAAAAAACUUUA
Molecule: messenger RNA, 6032 nt
Organism: Nothobranchius furzeri (turquoise killifish)
Lineage: Eukaryota; Metazoa; Chordata; Actinopteri; Cyprinodontiformes; Nothobranchiidae
Gene: furinb
Product: furin (paired basic amino acid cleaving enzyme) b
Biological process (GO): peptide hormone processing
Cellular component (GO): Golgi membrane; trans-Golgi network
Molecular function (GO): serine-type endopeptidase activity
Source: RefSeq, a predicted model, not a curated record